AAAUUGCAAAAAUGACUUUAGUGUCUUUACCAUGUCUUUACUAAAUAAAAUAUUAAUAAAUGUAUGAACCUGAGAAGUGCAAUUGGUGACCAAAUCCCUUAUUUAUCUAUUCAUCUUUCAGUUCUCAGUCAUUGAACAUGUCACUUUGGUCAUGGGGUGCCAACUCCCACGGUCAAUUAAGCAUCGGUGAGACUAAUGAACAAGUUAAAACUCCUACCAAAGUAGUAUAUGAAUGUUGUAACAGUCAUGGAGUGCAACAAGUUGCUUGUGGAGGUGGUCAUAGUCUUCUGCUAGACAAAGACGGUAAACUGUUUUCUUGUGGCUGGAAUAUAAAACUGCAACUUGGAAAGGAAAAUGAAACUGAAAUGUUUGAGAGGGUAUGGAAAUUAAGUGGCAUUAAAUUCACUAACAUUGUAUGCGGCUGGGACUUCAGUUGUGCUGUAACUGAUGACAAUUUCCUGUUUGUAUGGGGCUCAAACAGUAAUGGGCAACUAGGGUUACCAAAAGAACACUUUACAGAUAUAGUGAAACCCAUUAGGUUACAAGUUAAUGCAUGUUCCGUGUCCAUGGGAUUGAGGCACACAGCUAUUGUAAACUCCAAGGGUGAAGUAUGGAUCACAGGAUGCGGGAAACAUGGACAACUUGGUUUAGGUGAAGAAACUUUACAGUCUGAUAGAUUUCAAAAUGUUCAAAAAGUUGGAAAAAUUACUCACAUUGCGUGUGGACAAAACCAUACAGCUGCAUGGUGUACAGAAGAAAAAGCUUUAUAUGUUUGGGGGGACAACAAGCAUGGACAACUGCUGCUCAGUCCUGAGAAGUAUAAAAAAAUAUACACUCCACAAAAAAUUGAUAUUGACGUGAAACAAGGGAUUAGGAAACUUCUAAGUGGCUGGACUAACAUGUUACUGUGGCUUGAGAAUGGAACAUUACUUUGCUGGGGACGGAAUAGUUAUGGACAACUAGGGACUGAGCAACCUUUUGUGGGAAAAAUUGUUAAGGUCAACUUACCAGAUAACAGAAUGGUCCAAGAUAUAGCGCUAGGAUCAGAACAUACUAUCUGUUUGGCUACUGACAACACCCUGUGGGCAUGGGGUUGGAAUGAACAUGCCAACACAGGCACUGACUCGGGGGAACAUGUGUUUCAGCCGACACAAGUCCUUUUAAAUAUGAAACCUAAUGAAAAAAUUACACAGAUUUAUGCUGGAGGAGCUCACAAUUUCAUAUACAUUGAAGAUACUAAACAAGAAGUGGAUCUAGUAACUGAAAAAUCAGUAGAUUGUGAUUAAAGUUCUAUAAGAACUUACAGAAACUGUCUAGUCAUAGGUACUUUACAAGUAUUUCUUGUUUUGAUUUUAUUGGUGCUAAACCAGUUUUAAUUGAUUAUAAGUGUUAUAAUAAUUAUGACACUGGAUUAAAACCACAUACACAUACAAUUAUAGGUAUCAUAAAUAAAAUAGCAUAAUUUGUAAGAUGAAAAUGAAAUGCUAGUUGUAAAAUGUUAUCCUGUUUGCCUUGAAAUAAAUGUUUAUAUUAUUUUUACUGUAUGACAAUAAAUAAAACAUUGUUUACAAAA
Molecule: messenger RNA, 1573 nt
Organism: Cydia fagiglandana
Lineage: Eukaryota; Metazoa; Arthropoda; Insecta; Lepidoptera; Tortricidae
Product: secretion-regulating guanine nucleotide exchange factor-like
Exons: 3
Coding region: 138-1286 (382 amino acids)
Cellular component (GO): cytoplasm
Source: RefSeq, a predicted model, not a curated record